Penicillium nucicola is the source of this 903-nucleotide messenger RNA. RefSeq lists its product as uncharacterized. The record is from RefSeq and is a predicted model, not a curated record. NCBI's taxonomy places the organism in Eukaryota, Fungi, Ascomycota, Eurotiomycetes, Eurotiales, Aspergillaceae. Bases 1 to 903 code for a protein of 300 amino acids. The transcript has a single exon.
AUGACAAUCGCCUUCCUCGGAGCAACAGGUGGCUGCGCAAACGCCUGCCUAGCACACACCCUCUUAAACGGCCACAAGGCCCGAGCCCUCGCACGCACACCCUCAAAGCUCACAACCCUCCUCCUGGAGCAACCAGACAUAACCCAAGAAAUGCUAGACAACCAACUAGAAAUCAUCCAGGGAGACGCCACUGACCUGGAAUGCAUAACAAAAACCCUCAUUGCAGACUCCGCACCAGACAACCACGCUCCCACGCUGGUCACAAGCAUAAUCUCCGGUCUGGGUGGUGCACCCAGCAUGUCCUGCACGCGCGAGACGAAGUGUCCAACAUCCACAUUCAGGGUUCCGGCAUUGCCACACAUCGAGCUGUCUAAUCCGAAUAUCACGGAGCAGACGACUCGCACGUUGCUGGCUGCCUUGAGAUCAAUUGCUGUGGAGCGGUUCGAGAGUCUGGAUGCUUAUCGGGCGGUUGCGCCUAUGCUUACUGUUAUUUCGACGACGGGACAUUUGCCGGGGAAUAAGGAUGUGCCGUUGUUGUUUCGCCCUAUGUAUUCUAUUUUGCUUCCUAUCCCUCAUGCGGAUAAAUUGCAGAUGGAGAGGUUGCUCGAAGAGGAUGUGGGGCUCGGGGAGAAGGGGGUUUUGGGCGCUGGAGUUGUUGUUGUCCGGCCGAGCUUUUUGACGGGAGAUCAUCGGGUGCCUGUUCGGGGAAAGGGUGCCGCUGGAAGGGAGAAGAAAGGGGAGAAGAAGGGGGACGGGCUGGGUAGUGUUAGGGUUGGGACUGAAAGGGAUCCUGCCAUUGGGUAUACAAUUUCUAGGGCUUUGGUGGGAGAGUGGAUUUUUGAGGAGGUUGUGAAGAGUGGUGGGAGGAAGUGGGUUGGGGAGAAGGUUACUAUUACUUGCUGA